ACGAAGCUGGAGAGGCUCAGAGGAGACCGCUUCGGCGAGCAGCCGGAGCACCACCGCGCACCUCACUCCGGCGGUGCCUUUGCCCGCUACACCGACGACCACGUCGCUCCCCAUGACAGGAGCUUCGAUCAUCACAGGGCCGGUUUCUCCGGCGACGGCCACCACCACCACAACCACAAUCACCAUUUCAAUGGUGAACCGAAUGACUCGUAUGGCGGUGGUGGAUUCCGGACAAUUGGCGGUGGCGGGCACGUUCCCGAUCACUUCGGGCCCUUUUCUGGCAGGAAGAGAUGGUUGAAUCACUCCGGUCAUGAUUACAAUGAGGGUGUCGCCUUUGUGAAACUUUAUGUUGGAUGCGUUCCAAGAACUGUAACAGAAGAAGAUAUUCGCUCCUUGUUUGAAGAACAUGGAAAGAUUGUUGAGGUUGUUUUACUCAAGGAUAAGAGAACUGGCCAACAACAAGAAUGCUGUUUUGUAAAAUAUGCAACCAUGGACGAAGCUGACAGAGCUAUUAAAGCUUUAAAUAACCAACGAACUUUGCCUGGGGGAGUGGCAGCCAUCAAAGUUAGAUAUGCUGAUGGGGAACGGGAGCGCCUUGCUAAUUGCCCUACACUUGCAAAAGCAGGGCUAGCAGGGCCAGCAGGGCCAGGACCAGCAGGACCAGCAGGACCGGCAGGACCGGCAGGACCAGCAGGACCGCCAGGACCAGCAGGACCGGCAGGACCAGCAGGACCGGCCGGGCCGGCAAGGCCAGCAGGGCCAUUUGAGGACAAACUCUAUGUUGGUUAUCUGAACAAGCAAGCUUCAAAAAGGGAAAUUGAGGAAAUAUUUUCCCCUUAUGGCAUCGUUGAAGAUAUCUUCAUUGUACGGGACGACAUGAAGCAGAGUCGUGGUUGUGGAUUUGUUAAGCUUUCUAAUAGAGAUAUGGCAGUGGCAGCAAUCAAUGCUCUAAAUGGAAAUUACGUGAUGAGGGGUUGUGAUCAGCCACUAAUUGUCCGUUUUGCGGAUCCUAAGAAGCCUAGGAUUGGAGAAUCAAGAGGCCAUGUUGCGUUUGGUGGCCCAAAGUUUGGUCCCCGGUCUCAAGAACCACUCGGUUGGCCUGCACCUAAUGUUGGUGACCCCAUGUGGAGGCAAUUCUUGCCUAAUCCUCUGUAUCCAGGGAGUCCAAACAGCACAGCAUCAUCAUGCCAAGUUAUGCAAAGCAACUCCAGUGCUUCAGUACAACCAAUACCAGCUCAUUCACAACCACAAGUUGUUUCCCAAACAGCAAACCAGCAGCCUAAUGUUCCUAGCGCUGUGCAGCCACCGCUUCAUACGUGGCAGCAGUCACCUUCACAGGAGUUACAACAGGCACAUACUCUACAGAAAGGCUCUCAGUCAUUGAAAGAAGCAGUCUCUGAGAUGCAGAAACAGUUGCAUCUGAUUCCACCUCCAACCCAAAACUUGGAGCAGCAGCAGAAUUCCCAUGUUACUACACAGCAGACUGGAAGCAAUCCUCAGACAGUUGCAAGCACUGGUACCCUACCACCAGCAGUUUUGCCUUCAAUUGUAUCUUCUUCUCCUGCAGUUUGUGCAAGUUCUGAAACAGCAGAUCUUCUAGAAUGUGAUUGGAGUGAACACAUCUGCCCAGAUGGAUUCAAGUAUUAUUACAAUUGUGAAACUUGCGAAAGCAGGUGGGAGAAGCCUGAGGAGUAUAUCUUAUUUCUACAACAGUUACCAAAGCACCAACUACUCCAAAAUCCUUCUGGUCAACAGUGUCAAUCUCCAUGCCACUCACAGGUUCUCUCUACCCAACAAAAUUUUCAAACACAGAUUGUGCCGCUUCAAACAGAGCUCUCCCAUCAGAAAUUGCAUUCACCUUCCUCAUCUUCGCCAGCUGGGUCUUUGUCAUGUGCUAGUAUAGCUAGCAACAAAUCUAGCCACUGCCCAACUGUGUGUCCAACAGGAAGUUGUAGCAGUGAAGGUAUCCGAAGCUGCAUUCCAGCAAAUGUAUAGCAGAAGAAGCUUGGAAAAGCAUGCCUUGUAUAUUAGUUUCAGGGAUAGGAAAGCUGUGAUUGAACCUCCCCAGAGACAUGUAAUGGAAUUGUUACUAAGGUCCAUGUCAAUUGAUUCAGUGGCAAAAGCAAAGGAUAAGGUAAGGCUAUCUCCAAGAGUUCUCUGGAAAAACAAUAUUAUCAAAGUCUCGUGAGUUGUGGCUCCACUUCUCAUCUGUCCCCAAACCUUAAUUUUUUUCAACUACCUAACAGUGAAUAUACUCAGAGAAGCACUUUUCAAACAGGCAAAACCCUAUACGAUCGGAUUUGCUUGAUUACCUGAAUGCAUCUUCCAGUGUGCAUGGCUGAUUCUUGUUCCAUCUCUCAUCAUUAAAGGGAAGUGGUAACUUACUAAAAGCUCUUUUUGAUAAUUGCUGAUUUUUUUUUUAAUAUUUUAAAAAUGCUUAUAAGCGCUUAUUAUUGCUAAAAGGAUUUGAAACUGUUUUACUGAAGAGGGGAGGAUUAUGAAAAAAAAACAACACCUAAUAUGGGGCGCAGCAUCAUCUGAUCACCUCCCUGAAUAAUGAGCAAUAAUUUGCAUUUGCUUUUGUUCGGUGUUUAUUACCCUUCGCUUAUCUAUCUGAUUUGGCCAGCAAUGAUAUGAUCACAUGGACAGAAAGUCACAAAGAAACGUGCUGCUUGAGAACAUGAAUAAGCCAUACAUUCAUUUAAUCAAGAAAGCUCAAAGUUUCCUAAUUUCUCUUAAGAUCUGACGCCCCCCACCCCCCAUAUCUUUCUUGUCUUUUAUUUUCUUUUCUAUAUUUGUAGUUUUUCUUUUUCACACUCCACAUCCUCACCAUUCAAUGGAUGCAUGAUUCAAUCGA
Messenger RNA from Vitis riparia (riverbank grape), 2857 nucleotides. Its product is annotated as flowering time control protein FCA-like. The record is from RefSeq and is a predicted model, not a curated record. Gene Ontology annotation, molecular function: protein binding; mRNA binding. The transcript is spliced from 17 exons. Lineage: Eukaryota; Viridiplantae; Streptophyta; Magnoliopsida; Vitales; Vitaceae. Gene Ontology annotation, cellular component: cytoplasm; ribonucleoprotein complex; nucleus. The annotation marks the transcript as partial.